ACCCUAUGAGCAAUGAAAAUUUUUUAAAUAUUGCUAUUUUUUGGUAAUAUUUAAAAACAUUUUACAAAUGUUAUUUAAAGAUAUUAUUUUUAGUAAUAUUCUUGUAAUAUUACAACAAUCCUAUGACAAUAUUAAGAAAUAUAUUUUUUAAAUAAUUGAGAGUAAAUAUUUAACAAUAUUAGCCAAUGUUUUGUUUCAUUUUUCUACUGUCUAUGUUAAAUUAAUAUUUCUGAAUAUUAUUAAAUGUUGGACAAACACUUAUUUACAAUAAAAAUAGAAGAUAUACACGUGUAUAGCUGUAGAUGUCCAAAUUCGAAUUAUUAUUAUCUCAUCAAACUAUUGGUGAGUGUCGAUGGCAAAUAAGGGAGUGAAUGAAUUGAAGGAAAUGCUGGAGCUGGACGCGAAUGGGGAUUAUUAGUUAAUGGGAGUGACGCCACUGCCAACGCGCAUGCGCUCAUCAUAAAUUCUUGCAACUGUUGUGUUUGUUGUGUUGCUAUUGUUUUCACCUGCCCAGGAGUUGACCCGAGAAUUUUACGUAAAAUUCUUCAAGCUCUUUGAGACCGCGUUGACUUAGAAGUGGAAGUCGCACCUUUAGAAACAAAUUUUUCACGGCAGCCAAAUGAGUGCUCUGGACAAAAUCGACAGGCUUAAAAAUCACAACCAAAGAAUACUUAACACCUCAGACGACGACAGGCCACGAAUUAGAAUCGUCAAUAAAAGGCUGUUUAACGGAGAUUUUGAGAUCCCUUCAAGAAAGAAGCGUGCUCAAGUCAACGAGACUGAUUUAUUAGGCUUCGCUUCAAGCUCAAAGGAUAAGGAAACUGAAAAUUCUGCUCCAUUCCACGCAGCCGAAACCUUCUUCACUCAGGAAGAGUUGAUUGAAGGCACAGAUUUUCUCGCGAAAGGAUUAAAUCCACCAAAGGAAAACCAAAACACUGCAAUUUCCGCUGUCCCUGUUGAGAUAACCUCCGCUGAUGCUCGUCGCGUUCCUGGAAAAACUAUCGCAACAAGGAAUAUUUUGAAAGAUAUCUCUGGAGCUCAAAGCCAUGAUCCUGUUCCUACUGGAGAUAGUGAACCCAGCUUUCUUGUGCCAGCUAGCACUUAUCUGGCACUAGCUGAUGCCGUGAGCAAGAACACGGCACAAAAUGCUGAAAUCAUCAAAUGGAUGAAAACGUGCUACCAAGAAUUGACGUUGCUGAGGAAAGAGAGGAUUCAAGCAGCUGAAAAGAUUGCAUCAGUCCCAAUAAUUGACAGCUCUUGGACUCAAACCUAUGGUUUUCCACUGAACACCGUUUUGGGAUAUAAAGAGUGCUCCUCCCUGUUGGAAAGGGAUAAAAGCAAACUUGAGAGUUUGAUCCAGGCGGUAGAAAGUAACAUUUCUGGUUCCACCAUCAACAUACUCACAACGCGAGCUUUGAAGUUUUUAUUGAGAGACGAGGUCUUGCAAACUCUUGUGCUGACCAAGCCGAAGAAAUCAAUCAUUCAGCAAAACUUGGUGAAGACCAAAUUCAAGGGCACGUCCCUCUACAAAACCAUCAAAGCUGCGGUUGAGAGAAAAUCAAGAGCAAGCGGAAUCAACAACUUUAGUGAAGACGUUGUUGAUAAAGCAAUUACAGCUCACCUCUCUGGCGCAUUUUUCCGACUCAACGCAACCAAUGGCUCCAGUGAAACUGGAGGCGUCGAGAAGACUGGUGCGAUUGCUGAGAAGGCCGCCACUGAAACUGCAGGACCAGGAGAGAUCCUCUCUCUGGAGGGAAUUUGUGAGUCCCCCCAAGUAACCGAAGAGGAAAGACAAGUUAUUGAUGUAACUCAAUACGACGGUGUCUUCUCCCAGCAAAGCUUCGGAAGUGCUGAAGAAGACGACUGCGAAGAGACUGAUCCUAGUUUCAGCCCGACAAAUAGCAAUGAAUUUUAACAACGCGAGG
This is a messenger RNA of Cloeon dipterum, 1925 nucleotides long. RefSeq lists its product as uncharacterized. Lineage: Eukaryota; Metazoa; Arthropoda; Insecta; Ephemeroptera; Baetidae. The coding region runs from base 620 to 1915 and encodes 431 amino acids. The transcript is spliced from 8 exons. The record is from RefSeq and is a predicted model, not a curated record.